This is a messenger RNA of Orcinus orca (killer whale), 1817 nucleotides long. It is a transcript of the gene ADM, whose product is annotated as adrenomedullin. NCBI's taxonomy places the organism in Eukaryota, Metazoa, Chordata, Mammalia, Artiodactyla, Delphinidae. Gene Ontology annotation, cellular component: extracellular region. The record is from RefSeq and is a predicted model, not a curated record. Gene Ontology annotation, biological process: adrenomedullin receptor signaling pathway; positive regulation of heart rate; adenylate cyclase-activating G protein-coupled receptor signaling pathway. Bases 485 to 1048 code for a protein of 187 amino acids. The transcript is spliced from 4 exons. Gene Ontology annotation, molecular function: hormone activity; adrenomedullin receptor binding.
GGGCUGCAUAAGUCCUAGGUAAGGACCCCCAAGAGGUUGUACCGGCUCUGCUUCGUCCGGGCUUAAGGUCUGAACUCUGUGCCCAGUGAGUCAGGGCUGAGGCAGUUCCUGCACCAAUCUCCUGGAGCUCAUCUCUGAGCCCUCUAGGCAUGAGGGACCCCCCACCUCACCUCCAAACCCCACACCCGCAGGCAAGCAAUGCGCGCUCCCGAUUGCAGAGCGCGCGCCCAAGGGAGGAAAGGGAGGGCGCGAGGGCAGCCUAGGCCCCGCCCCCUGCGCUCUUAUAAAGCGGAGGAACGAGAGCCGGCCACUCAGUGGUUUCUUGGUGACAUUAGGCGGAACGGGUCGAACCUUGCCAUCUCUGGUUUCUCACCGCAGCUUGGACGUCUGGGUUUUGCCACUGCCAGAGCGACGUCUCAGACUUAAUCCUCCAAAGAUCUCGGCAGAUCACCCCCUCAAGCAGGGUCUACGCAUCGACGCUGGGAUGAAGCUGGUUCCCGUCGCCCUCAUGUAUCUGGGCUCGCUCGCCUUCCUAGGCGCCGACACCGCACGGCUCGACGUGGCGGCAGAGUUCCGAAAGAAAUGGAAUAAGUGGGCUCUAAGUCGUGGAAAAAGAGAACUUCGCGAGUCCAGCAGCUACCCCACCGGGCUCGCAGAUGUGAAGGCAGGGCCUGCCCAGACUCUCGUUCGGCCGCAGGAUGUGAAGGGCGCCUCUCGCAGCCCCCAGGCAAGUCCGGACGCCGCCCGCAUCCGAGUCAAGCGCUACCGCCAGAGUAUGAACAACUUCCAGAGCCUGCGGAGCUUUGGCUGUCGCUUCGGGACGUGCACGGUGCAGAAACUGGCGCACCAGAUCUACCAGUUCACGGACAAGGACAAGGACGGCGUCGCCCCCAGGAGCAAGAUCAGCCCCCAGGGCUACGGCCGCCGGCGCCGACGCUCCCUCCCCGAGGCCGGCCUGGGACGGACUCUGUCUUCCCAGGAGCCACAGGCGCGCGGGGCCCCGGCCUCCCGGGCUCAUCAAGUGUUCGCCACCCUCCUUAGGAUUUAGGCGCCUGUGGCAGCAGCGAACAGUCGCACAUGCAUCCCGCCGGCGCCUCCCGGGACGGAGGACUUCCCCUAGCCGAGCCUCUCAGCCUAUGGGACCCGGGCUGAGACAGCCCUGAGAGACCGAGAGUCCGGGAGGUACCGUCCGGCGGCGAGCCCUGGCUUUGCAGGACCCCGUCCACCUCGGAGGCAGUGUUCUCUUCACCCUAAUUCGGCCCGGGUGCCCCGGGUGGGGAGGGGGGUGCAGAGGAAUCCAAAGGAGUGUCCUCUGCCAGGCUCAUGGAGAGGAGAAACUGCGAAAUAAAUGCUGAGACCCCCAGGGGCAAGGGUCUGAGCCACUGCCGUGCCCGCCCACAAACUGAUUUCUGACGGGGUGUCACCCCAUCGGGGCGCAAGCCUCACUAUUACUUGAACUUUCCAAAACCUAGAGAGGAAAAGUGCAAUGUGUGUUGUAUAUACAGAGGUAAUUAUCAAUAUUUAAGUUUGUUGUGUCAAGAUUUUUUUUGUAACUUCAAAUAUAGAGAUAUUUUUGUACGUUAUAUAUUGUAUUAAGGGCAUUUUAAAGCAAUUAUAUUGUUCCCCUCCCCUCUAUUUUAAUACGUGAAUGUCUCAGAGAGGUGUAACGUUGUGUGCUGCGUGGAAUGUGAGCGUGUAUGCGUGAAAGAGAGACUGGUUGCCUCUUGUGGAAGAAGAAAACACCAUGUCUGUAUAAUCUAUUUACAUAAAAUGGGUGAUAUGCGAAGUAGCAAACCAAUAAACUGUCUCAAUGCUGA